Molecule: messenger RNA, 2467 nt
Organism: Schistocerca serialis cubense
Lineage: Eukaryota; Metazoa; Arthropoda; Insecta; Orthoptera; Acrididae
Exons: 3
Coding region: 174-878 (234 amino acids)
Source: RefSeq, a predicted model, not a curated record
UGCUGAAGAAGUGGAUUACUUCCGUGAAGCGGAAAGGUUUUAAUCCUACGUCUUACAGUUUUCUUUGCGGAAACCAUUUCCGACAAGAUGAUUACGUAGUGAGCCCCGGAACGUGGAAGAAACGUCUCAAACCCGAAGCAGUGCCAUAAGUUUUUGACUUUCCGACACAUUUGAUGCCACCAAAUAAACAGCCACGACGACAUGUUGUUAGGAUUUUGAGUGACAACGAUGCUUCUCCAUUUGAGCGUCCUGUCAUGGAAUCCGUGCUCGAUUUGCCCACUGUAGAAGCUACUGAUUGCGUGGACAAUGUUGUCAAUGAGAAUUAUUGCGUGGAAAGCAUGACCCAUUUAUCCAAUGCAGAAGCUGCGAAUUGUGUCGAAAACAGUGCAGUUGCUUCUUCAGUAAUUGAUUGUGGUAUGCAGUCGAAAGUAGGAAUGGAAGACAAGGCGACCGAAAUUUGCAAUUUUUUCUCAGACAUUGUGCACGAAUUAAAACGUAAACUGAAGUGCGGCCGUGAAAAACUUCGAAGAAGAGAGAAGAAAGUGUUUUCCAUGGAUGACAUCAUAAGUUCAUUGAAGGAGGAGGGGCAUCUUCCUGAGAAGUUACAUAACUUCCUCAAUCAUCAGAAAGGACCACAAGUGGAAUUAGUGUGCAAUUUAGUGAGCAACUCUCUCUCAUCAAAGGGUAAUAGAUACACAACAAAUGUGAAAAUGUUUGCGAUGACUGUGUACUUUUAUUCACCAGCAGCAUAUGCAUACCUGCAAAAAUUAAUGCCUCUGCCCCAUAAAUCAUUGAUUUCCAAAUGGGUGGCAAGUGUAGACUGUGAACCUGGCCUCUUAAAAGAUGUUUUUAAGUUCAUUGAUUUGAACCAAUUGUAAGGGACCAGUUCAGCGAUUCACGUCUAAUAGUAGACAGUAUGGCAAUUAGGAAGCAAGUAGUUUGGGACCAAGGAAGUAAGUGAUACACAGGUUUUAUGGACUUUGGUGUGGAAGUGCCUCAGUCAAAAGAAGUAGUAGAGGUAUCUGAGGCUCUGGUUUUCAUGCUUGUCUCUAUUAAAGGCAAAUUUAAAUGCCCAAUUGCAUAUUUAUUUAUCAGCAUUGUACAGGCAAAUAAUCAGGCCACACUGAUAAAAUCUGCUUUAGAGAGGCUGCACAGUUCUGGCAUUAGGGUUUGGUGUGUUACAUGUGAUGGCUGCAAGGUAAAUAUAAGCACUUUAUGUUCACUUGGCUGUACUUUAAAUUUUUCCAAGGGUGAUUUUAAAAGCCACUUUCCUUGUGGAAAAAUACAAUGUUCAUUGUAUCUUGGACAUGUGUCAUAUGAUUAAGUUAGCCAGAAACGCUCUAGCAGAAGUAUCUGUUAUUGAGUCUCCAACUGGCAUUAUUGGAUGGCAUUUCAUUGAGCAAUUGAACAAGGUACAACAAGAAGGUAUGACAUUUGCCAACAAACUAUCAGGACAACAUAUAGCCUAAGUUAUGUAAAUAGAAAAAUGAAUGUUUCAUUAGCUGCACAGACUUUGAGUUCUAGUGUGGCAGAUAGUAUGGAGUUUUUGAGGAGGGUUGGUGAUCUAAAUUUUAAAGGAAGUGAAAGCAACAGUAGAAUUUUUGAUAUUCUGAACUCCAGAAAUCCAUUAGGUAAAGGGUACAAGAGCCCCCUGAGACUUGACAACAAUUCUUAUUGGCUUGGUAUUUUCAGAGACACUGAAAAUUAUAUCAAAAGCUGAAAAAUCAUAGGUGUUCCGUUGCUGCUCCAUGCAAGAAAUACUUUUGCUUUUUGGAUAAUUUUCAAUGUGCAAUCAGUCAGGCACAUAGCUCUGGCAAGUAUGUUUUGUGUUGAAUUUCCUCUGAAGUAUUUGCUAACAUAUAAACUGUCACAAGAUCACAUAGAGUUCCCCCCCCCCCCUCCCUGCAUUCGGUCCAGAGGUGGUUGGAACAACAAUCCAAAUGCAUACCAGUUCAAAUGUGCCAUGAGAAAGUUGCUCUUGGGUAACAGUGUCACUGCAAUGAAUGGGAAUUGCUCAAAUUUUAAUGUGUUGUUUGCCAACUGUUUGUGAUUUUCAUGCAAGAAAGCAUGUAGCAGAAAGCGAUGAAAGUGCUGCAGAAAAUGAAGUAGAAAAGUGGUGUGCACUUCUUGAUGAUAAGAUUAAGUUCUCAUUUUACAAGCAAAAUAUACUCUAUUAUAUUGCAGGGUAUGUGUCAUUGCACCUUUCAAGGCAGAUCACAUGCAAAGACUGUCUUCACAUACUGAAGCCACCAGUAGUUAAAUCUGCAUUAGAAUGUGAUGCUCUCCAAGCUUUUCCCAAUAUGGCCAAUAAAAAUGCAUUUGUAAAUUUUGUUAACCGGGGAAAACUGGUUAAAACAAGUGACUGCGUGUACUCUGUUAUAGAAUACUCAGAGAAACUGUUUCAGAUGUUUGUGAUUGCUGGGGAUAGGCGACAGAAAUAUAUACAGGCCAAGAUUUUUCGAUUAAA